Paralichthys olivaceus (Japanese flounder) is the source of this 2033-nucleotide messenger RNA. Its product is annotated as olfactory receptor 1M1. Gene Ontology annotation, cellular component: membrane. The record is from RefSeq and is a predicted model, not a curated record. Gene Ontology annotation, molecular function: olfactory receptor activity; G protein-coupled receptor activity; odorant binding. Lineage: Eukaryota; Metazoa; Chordata; Actinopteri; Pleuronectiformes; Paralichthyidae. Gene Ontology annotation, biological process: detection of chemical stimulus involved in sensory perception of smell; G protein-coupled receptor signaling pathway.
UGUGUGCAUGUUGGAAGAAGAACAUUUUAUUUUCUGCGCUCAUUACACAUCUUGGUCAGAACAGUUAUAAAUAUUAUUUUUGUGUUUACAAAUAAACAACCUAAAUUAUUGAACUAGUUAAAUACAUUCUCUAGUUUUCAUUAAAUGCACUAAUUCCCCAAACUUCUUCCAGGCCAACUUAGCCAACACCACAAAUUGUCUAGUUGGUUUAUAUGGGUCUCUUUUAGCUCAAGAUUAUCUUUCAAAACUCAAAUAUUCACAGUUUCAAUUUCCAGUAUAUUGUCAAGACACAACCUCUAAAAUAUUCCUCAACAAAAUGUGAUGCUAUCAAAAUGUAACAUCUGAUAUUUAUUUGUAUAUAUUAAAAUAUAAUACAAAGUUACCAUGAACAAUAUUAGUCAGUGAUUCCAAACAGCAGUAGGUUUCCAGGCUGGUCACACAUGCCAGAGAAAAUCAAUAUGUUUGUUAACUUGCUGGGACAACAAUUUUUAUUUCUUAAAAAAGUAUGAGAGCGCUGGUUUAGACGACGGUUUAGUGAGCCUGACUCAUCUGUCACUGAUUCUAUUUUGAUAAGUUCGUAUGUUUUUGAAAGUGGCGUCAUGAGAUACUUAAACUAACUUUUUACAUCAAUAAUCGGAUGUUUAUUUGGAGCACCAGAGAAGCUGAGUCGGAGCAAACAACCACCUGCUCUCCAUGGAUACAAGUAACCUCAAUAAUAAGAGUUUUAUCUCAGGAGAUCAGUGAGGACUUACUAUAUCUUCCAAUGUUCCCUGGUCAGACUGCGUGAAGAUGAAGCAUCAGACAGAGCUGCUGCAGAACAAUCCUUUCAUUAACAGAGCAUCAGGCUUCUACAUCAUUGGAUUUCAGAAGAUUCCCUCUGUCAGCGUCUACUUCAUCUUUCUGGCCUUAGUCUACGUGGUCACGGUUCUCUUCAACAGUUUGGUGAUCUAUGUAAUUGCCUCUAAUCGUUGCUUACACACUCCAAAGUUUCUGGCUGUGGUCAACCUGGCAGUGAUCGAUUUAGUCCUGAACACGUGCACGAUUCCCAGCAUGAUAAAGAUAUUUCUCAUGAAGGAUAACUUCAUUCCAUUCAACCUAUGUUUUGUACAAAUGUAUGUGUAUUACACGUGUGUCUCAUUGGAUUCGUACGCUCUUGCUGUACUUGCUUACGACCGGUUGAUCGCGAUAUGUUUCCCUCUGCGUCAAAACUCGAUCAACACACUACGGAGCAUGUCUUGUAUUGUGGGCCUGACGUGGUGCGUUGCUUUGGGAGUGACGGCAUUUGCAACCAUUAUAAUGACCCGACUGUCUUUCUGCAGAUCUGUCAGKGUGUUCAGCUACUUCUGUGACUAUGCGCCUGUGUUCAGGCUCGCCUGUAAUGACUACACAAUGCAUUGGUCUGCAGCUUCUGUUCUCUCUUUUGUGAAUCUCGGACUACCCUGUACGUUUAUUUUUCUGUCUUACAUCAGCAUCCUGGUGACAGUGUUCAGGAUGAAAUCUUUAGGAAGUCGAUUCAAAGCUUUGGCCACGUGUGUUGAACAUAUCAUCCUUGUUGCUAUAUUUUACAUUCCUCUGCUGGUCAUUUUCAUGAUUGGGUUUUAUCUGAGGGUCAUUGAGCCGGACCAGCGUGUGCUCAGUCUAUCACUGGCCUCCUGCAUCCCCCCCUGCGUCAAUCCUAUUGUAUAUUCAUUAAAAACUAAAGAGAUAAAAGUCAGAGCCCUGGCGCUUAUUAGAAAACAUAAAACCAAGACGCAACAAAAAAGCAAUUUUUGGAGGGUCAACAUAGCACAGCAAUAAUUUAGGAUAAUUGUUUCAAAGCCUAAACUAUAAUCUUAUGACAUCUUUAGCGUGAAAUAAUGCAUACAUAUUCUUUUUGCUGUCAACUGAUGACUCUGGGCCUUGAAUCUAAUUCAUAUAUAAUUGAACUGUUUCAUUUUACCUCCGUCAUGUAACAUGAAGCUUAAAAUAAACGUUUUCCCACAUAUCUGAAUAAAUACUGGGCAGAUGUGAUAUAACUGUUAAUAAAACAUAAU